Messenger RNA from Paralichthys olivaceus (Japanese flounder), 1841 nucleotides. Its product is annotated as platelet-derived growth factor subunit A-like. Gene Ontology annotation, molecular function: platelet-derived growth factor receptor binding; growth factor activity. Gene Ontology annotation, cellular component: membrane. NCBI's taxonomy places the organism in Eukaryota, Metazoa, Chordata, Actinopteri, Pleuronectiformes, Paralichthyidae. Gene Ontology annotation, biological process: positive regulation of protein autophosphorylation; positive regulation of cell population proliferation; positive regulation of phosphatidylinositol 3-kinase/protein kinase B signal transduction. The record is from RefSeq and is a predicted model, not a curated record.
GACUUUAUUCAUUCCGAUCACACGACCACAGGGAGCAGACAUCAAACUCCUCCGGGCUUUUUUUCGGGAGCAAAUCUUUUCUCGGUUCCUUCGUGCUUCCUCCACCUGGAACUGCACAAAACUGGGAAUGUCUCCUUUAGGAUUUUAUAAAUUCUGAUGAUACAUUUCGAAGAUGCUGAGCUGCAGGACGCACAGAGGUGUGAUUUUACGCGAGCUGCACUAAGGAGACAAUGAUGGAUACUGCUGGAUGUGUGAAUGUAGAAGAAAAGUUUUCGUGCUUCCACCGGACACCUGUUCUUUAGAGGCCAAACCCAAGAGAAGCUGGACAUCAACUUGACCUCAGUUAGACUUGAUGGUUUCAUGAGCUUCAUGUUCCAGACGACUUGUUUCCUUUGAUUUUCCUUUGAUAACAAACCUCCAUCUUUACGGUGGCUGCCGGAGCAGAGUCUUCUUGUAUCUGCCUCAUCUUCACUCAGGAGUUUAAAGAUCAUUCAAGUCUAAUAAGUUCCUGGUUCGCUCUUUUACUGAGACUGUGGUGGUGGCCUGUUCUCCCGAGGGAUGAUUGUGGGCUCCAGAGGCCAGGGAGCGACAGCCCGGCUCCUGCAGUGGACCACCGCCUCGUCCUGGUGCCUAUGCAGCGGAUCUGAGAGGAGAUGAGAGCCGAGAUUUUCCACCUCCUCGCCGGCUGCCUCUGCCUGUUACGCGCCGCAGCUGAGGAGUCUCCUCUCCCCCGGGAGCUGUUGGAGCGGCUCUCCCGCAGCGACAUCCGCAGCAUCAGCGACCUCCAGCGGCUGCUAGAGUUAGACUCCGUAGAGAACGAGGUGAUCGCUGAGACCAAACACAUCUACCACAAGGACUUCUCCCACAGCUUCCUCGACCUGAAGAGAGCUCACACGCACACCAGACACAGGCGGAGCACUGUGGUGGAAGAGGCUUUGCCUGCGGGGUGCAAAGUGCGGACGACGAUCUAUGAGAUCCCCCGGAGCCAGGUGGACCCCACCUCGGCCAACUUCAUCAUCUGGCCGCCCUGCGUGGAAGUGAAACGCUGCACUGGCUGCUGCAACACCAGCAACAUGAGGUGUCAGGCAGCUCGCAAGCACCACCGCACGGUCAAGGUAGCGAAGGUGGAGUACGUGCGGAAGCGGCCGAAGUUGAGGGAGGUGCAGGUGAAGCUGGAGGAUCACCUGGAUUGUAUGUGCACCAACAAACGCCACAUCAGCCCAAACUCAGACACAGACAACGGCAUCAGGUGAAGAGAGACAGAUGAAAGAAGGAGUGAAGAAGAGAAAAUGGACGCCGGCCUGAAGCACCUUUUGCCUCUAACAUCUUCACCGCCUGGCAGCAGCGGCGGGGGACUGUGGACGAUUGGAUGGAUUAUAUUCUGAUCCUUUGGGAGGUUUGAUGGAGAAUCUCUGAACCUCAACUCUUCCUGACUAAACAGAAACUGAGAGCAACAAACUGAAACGAAUCACAAACACGGAGAGGGUUUCCCUCGCUUUGAUUCCUCGACGGAGAGGAGAAGAGAUUAGCAACUGAAAACCUGGAGCAACGCAGCAGAGGAGAGGUGGAUUCUGGGAUACCGGAGGACUUAUUGUCUGCGUCUUGAGUAUAAACCGCUCAGUGACUGGGAUUAUAAACUGGGUGGAAUCCUUUCUAGAAACAGUGACUGGGAUUAGAUUUUGUACUCAAAGAUUUACAAAGCACACACACGCAUAUACACACUCAAUAUAUCCUCUUAUUUUUAUAACCUCUCAUUUUCUAUGGCUGUCUGUUUCUAUUUAGGUAUGUUAUCACAUGACGGAGGGACAAAGAUCCUCCUCACAUGUUACUGAUACUAAUAA